UUCUUUCUCCAUAUUAGGCGCGCACACACACUCAUCGUGCUCUCCGCCACUUCUCUAUUUCAUUCUUUCAGAUCUAUUCCCCUCUCUCUCUCUCUUUCUUUCCUUCCAUUCAUCAAUGGCUUCUAUUACAGGCUCAUCAGCUACCACCAUGUCCUGCUCAUUCAACCUAAAUCAGGCACUUAACCGUGUCUCGAGUUUGAAGACAUCCUCUCUUUCUUUCAAGGGUAUAAGCUACUCUUCCAUCAGAUUGAAUCCAGCCACUCGUCGCCUCAGUAUUACUUGUGUGGCUAAGCCAGAGACAGUCAACAAAGUGUGUGACAUCGUGAAGAAACAACUGGCUCUUUCUGCUGAUACUGAAGUCUCUGGAGAGUCAAAGUUUGCUGCGCUUGGUGCUGAUUCUCUUGAUACGGUGGAGAUUGUCAUGGGACUUGAGGAAGAGUUUGGUAUCUCCGUGGAAGAAGACAGUGCUCAGAGUAUUGCAACAGUUCAAGAUGCUGCAGACCUGAUUGAGGAUCUAAUUUCAAACAAAGCUUGAGACUGAACUGAACUUUAGAACCUCAGUCCUCAGCUAGUUUGCUUAUUAGGGUAUCUCAUUUUAAUUGUCUUUUACAGUUCAAGAUGAUGCAGUACGCAAUAUUGAACUUCGUCUAGUUAAAAGAACUGUUUCAUCAGAGAGGAAAUGCUCAAGAACCGUCUUGUUUCAUUUUUCAUCGAACCCUGCAAUUAAAUCUAAAGAUAUACAUAUAUAUCUAUUUGGUUAUUCCAUUA
This is a messenger RNA of Solanum dulcamara, 768 nucleotides long. RefSeq names its product acyl carrier protein 1, chloroplastic-like. The transcript is spliced from 4 exons. Bases 116 to 535 code for a protein of 139 amino acids. Gene Ontology annotation, molecular function: acyl carrier activity; phosphopantetheine binding. Lineage: Eukaryota; Viridiplantae; Streptophyta; Magnoliopsida; Solanales; Solanaceae. Gene Ontology annotation, biological process: fatty acid biosynthetic process. The record is from RefSeq and is a predicted model, not a curated record.